Neomonachus schauinslandi (Hawaiian monk seal) is the source of this 2005-nucleotide messenger RNA. It is a transcript of the gene SOAT2, whose product is annotated as sterol O-acyltransferase 2. Gene Ontology annotation, molecular function: cholesterol O-acyltransferase activity; cholesterol binding; fatty-acyl-CoA binding. Gene Ontology annotation, biological process: cholesterol metabolic process; cholesterol homeostasis; cholesterol efflux. Bases 52 to 1626 code for a protein of 524 amino acids. NCBI's taxonomy places the organism in Eukaryota, Metazoa, Chordata, Mammalia, Carnivora, Phocidae. The transcript is spliced from 15 exons. Gene Ontology annotation, cellular component: endoplasmic reticulum membrane. The record is from RefSeq and is a predicted model, not a curated record.
GAAGGGAGGGAGCACUCCACAGCCGCCUGCUGCCCAGUCAGGACUCACACCAUGGAGCCAAAGGCGGCCCGACUGCGGAGGGGAGAAGGGCCGAGAGGAGAGCAAGAAGAGCGACCCUCGGGAGAAGGAAACACCAAGAAGGACGGAGACGUGGACUUGGUGCAAUGGACCCGACAUAUGGAGGCUGUGAAGACACAGCUUCUGGAACGAGCUCAGGGACCGCUGAGGGAGCUGCUGGAUCGGGCCAUGUGGGAGGCCGUACAAUCCUACCCACCACAAGGUGGACCUGUGCCCUCCAUUCCUCCAGAUUCCUCGAGCAAGGCCCGGGAGUCAUCCCUGGGGAAACGGAAAAUUUUCAUCAUCCGAAAGUCCCUGCUUGACGAACUGAUGGAGGUGCAGCAUUUCCGCACCAUCUACCACAUGUUCAUCGCCGGCCUGUGUGUCUUCAUCAUCAGCACCCUGGCCAUCGACUUCAUUGACGAGGGCAGGCUGAUGCUGGAGUUUGAUCUACUGAUCUUCAGCUUUGGACAGCUGCCCUUGGCGCUGAUGACAUGGGUCCCCAUGUUCCUGUCCACUCUGCUGGUGCCCUACCAGGCCCUGCAGCUGUGGGCGUGGCCCCGGGCUGGAGGGGCCUGGAUGCUGGGGGUGGCCCUAGGCUGCGUGCUGCUGGUCGCCCACACCGCCGUCGUCUGCGUCCUCCCGGUCCACGUGGCACUGAAGUAUCAGCUCCCGCCCGCGUCGCGCAGUGUCCUAGUCUUCGAGCAGGUCAGGCUCCUGAUGAAGAGCUACUCCUUCUUGAGAGAGGCUGUGCCUGGAACCCUUUGUGCCAGAGUAGGUGAGGGCACGCAGGCCCCCAGUUUCUCCAGCUACCUCUACUUCCUCUUUUGCCCCACACUAAUCUACAGGAAGACUUACCCCAGGACACCCAACGUCAGGUGGAAUUAUGUGGCCAAGAACUUUGCCCAGGCCCUGGGCUGCGUGCUGUAUGCCUGUUUCAUCCUGAGCCGCCUCUGCGUCCCUGUCUUUGCCAACAUGAGCCGGGAGCCCUUCAGUAGUCGGGCUCUGGUGCUCUCUAUCAUGCAUGCCACAUUGCCAGGCAUCUUCAUGCUGCUGCUCAUCUUCUUUGCCUUCCUCCACUGCUGGCUCAACGCCUUCGCAGAGAUGCUCCGAUUUGGAGACAGAAUGUUCUACCGGGACUGGUGGAACUCGACGUCCUUCUCCAACUACUACCGCACUUGGAACGUGGUGGUCCACGACUGGCUGUACAGUUACGUCUAUCAAGAUGGGCUGUGGCUCCUUGGUGGCCGGGCCCGAGGGGCCGCCAUGCUGGGUGUGUUCCUGGUUUCUGCUGUGGUCCAUGAGUACAUCUUCUGCUUUGUCCUGGGAUUCUUCUACCCUGUCAUGCUGAUACUCUUCUUUGUAAUUGGAGGGCUGAUGAACUUCAUGAUGCAUGACCGGCACACAGGCCCAGCCUGGAAUGUGCUAAUGUGGACCAUGCUCUUUCUGGGCCAAGGCAUCCAGGUCAGCCUGUACUGCCAGGAAUGGUAUGCCCGGCGACACUGCCCCCUACCCCAGACAACCUUCUGGGGGCUGGUGACACCUCGAUCUUGGUCCUGCCACACCUAGAGAUCAGAGCACCCUCACUGCCCAGAUGAUACCACUAAGUUCUUCUCUGCCUGCAAAGCCCGGGACUGGGGUGCCUCUCCCUGCACUCCCAGAUCUAGCUCCAAGUCAAGGGGGCCUGGCAGGCAUGACCCCACCAGGUAACUCCAGGGACUGCGAUCUAUGGACCUGGAGGGCAGCUGAGCACAGACUCAGAAUGGUGGUGGCUCUUGAGCCGCCAACCUCCUAGAUUGGGCACAGAGCCCCCUCCUACCUCAUGACUGUCCAGACUUGGGAAGACUUGAAGGAUCUCAUAGAUCUGGUAAUGCAGGGUGACCUAGAGAAGCUGAGGCUGCCAAGGUAUGAAAAGGGUUUGGCUCGCUCUUUGUACUGCUUCCAAUAC